Messenger RNA from Ipomoea triloba (trilobed morning glory), 3682 nucleotides. RefSeq names its product TMV resistance protein N-like. Gene Ontology annotation, biological process: signal transduction; defense response. NCBI's taxonomy places the organism in Eukaryota, Viridiplantae, Streptophyta, Magnoliopsida, Solanales, Convolvulaceae. Gene Ontology annotation, molecular function: ADP binding. The record is from RefSeq and is a predicted model, not a curated record. The coding region runs from base 146 to 3682 and encodes 1178 amino acids. The transcript has 7 exons.
GUCUACGAAAUUUCCAUUGAGUUUGGCAGUGGCCGGAAGGAAAUUUUCACUACGGUAUCGUCUGUGUACACAUGCAUUUCCCAAGCUCUUUAAAUCUUUAGAAACUAGCAAAUCAAGAUACAAUAUAGUGUUCUCAAAUUCGAAUAUGGCUUCUUCUUCUUCAUCUACUGUCUGGGUGUAUGAUGUUUUUUUGAGUUUUAGAGGAGAAACACGAAAAUCCUUUAUUGAUCAUCUAUAUGAAGAUUUGCGUCAAGCUGAAAUUAACACCUUUCGAGAUGAUGAAGAAAUCCGUAAAGGUGAGAACAUCUCUGAUGAGCUAUUGAAGGCCAUCGAGGGGUCCAAGAUAUCCAUCAUCGUAUUUUCCAAAACAUAUGCCCAAUCCAGAUGGUGUCUUGAUGAACUCGUAAAGAUUCUAGACUGUAAGAAAAAUUUGCAACAGAUGGUUCUGCCUAUAUUCUAUAACGUUGAUCCUUCAGAGGUUCGUAAACAAACAGGUGAAUUUGGUAAGGCAUUGACUCAGCAUCGACAACGAUUUGAUGAUCAAAAAGUUGAUGAGUGGAAAGUUGCACUCACUACUAUUGCUGAUUUGUCCGGGUGGGAUUUGCAAACCAUGACAAACGGGUAUGAAUCUAAGUUCAUCAAAAAAAUUACUGAAAAGGUAAUGCGGGAAGUGAAUCGUACAUACAUGAAUGUUGCAAAGUAUCCCGUUGGAAUUGAAUCUCGUUUGAGUGAUAUACUUCAUUUAUUGCGAACUCAAAAACAUAAUGAUGUCAAGAUGUUUGGAAUUUUUGGCAUGGGUGGUGUGGGAAAAACAACCCUUGCCAAAGCCAUUUAUAACUUGAGUUUUCAAAAGUUUGAAAGUUAUUGCUUUAUCGCAAACAUUAGAUCACAAGCUUCGGAUGGGUACAAUGGUUUAGUUCGUCUACAAGAGAAACUUCUUUGCAAAACACUGAACGGAAACAAACUUGAAAUAGAUAAUGUUGAUGAAGGAAUAAGUUUGAUUAAAGAAAGACUGCGAUCAAAAAGUGUUCUUAUUGUUCUUGAUGACAUAGACGACACUCGUCAACUAGAAUCAUUAGCAGGACAACGAAAUUGGUUUGGUUCAGGGAGCACAAUUAUAAUAACAACUAGAGAUGUUCAGUUGUUGAGUGACCUGGAAGCACAUGAGAAGUACAUGGUAGAAACGUUAAGCCAUGAUGAAUCCUUGCAACUCUUGAGUUGGCAUGCUUUUGGUGUUCCUAUACCAUUAGAGGAGUAUAUUGAACUAUCCAAGAGGAUAGCAAGUUAUACGUGUGGACUUCCACUCGCACUUACAAUUAUAGGUUCUCAUUUGCGUGGCAAAUCAGUGCAAGAAUGGAGUGAUGAUGCUGAGAAAUUAGAAGGGAUACCUCAUGAUGAUGUUCUAAAAAUUCUUAAAAUAAGUUAUGAUUCACUUGAUGAUGAUACUCAGAAUAUCUUUCUUGACAUUGCUUGCUUUUUUAUUGGGCAAAACAAAAAUGACACUUCUAUGAUAUUGGAAGCUUGUGGUUUUUAUGCUAAAAGUGGAAUAAGAAUUUUGAUUGAAAGAUGCUUGUUGACAACAUAUGGAGGUGGAAAGUUUGAAAGGCUUCAUAUGCAUGAUUUAGUACGAAAUUUGGGAAGAGAAAUUGUUCGAAAAGAAUCUCUACGAGAGCCAUGCAAACAAAGUAGAUUGAUUGACCCAAAGGAUGUCUUUGAUGUUCUUCACGGGAACAAGGGCACAAAAGCAAUUGAAGGGAUGAUUGUAAAUUCUAACAUGUUAAAGAAUGUGCCUUUGAAUACUCAAAUAUUCAAAAAGAUGGUAAAGUUACGAAUACUCAUAUUGAAUGGUACGUGUCUUAGCGGAUCUUUUAAAUAUUUAUCUAAUGAGCUCAGGCUGCUUAGAUUACACAAUUGCCAUUUGAGUUGCAUACCAUCUAAUUUUCGCUGUGAGAAACUUGUUGAGUUAGACAUGAAAGGUAGCAAUAUCAAAGAAUUCCAAUGCAAUAUGCAGCAUUUUAGAUGCUUGAAGAUCUUAAAGUUUGAUUAUUGUGAACAACUUAAGAAAACACCAAACUUUACUGGGGCACAUACUCUUCAAAAAGUAUCCUUUUACGGGUGUUCAAAUUUGGUCAAGGUACACCCAUCAAUUGGAUGUAUGGAGAGACUUGUUGAAUUAAAUUUCUUUUAUUGCAAGAAACUCAAGGUUCUUCCAAGUAGCAUUUGCAAGUUAAAAUCACUUGAAGUUUUAAGGUUGAGUUUUUGCGUAAAACUGAUGGAGCUUCCAAUUGACUUGGGAAAAUUAGAGUUACUAAGAGAGUUAGAUGCUUAUGAAACUGGCAUCUCACAUAUACCAUUUUCUUUGGGAUGUUUGAGAAAUCUAAAGGAACUGGAUAUGGGAAGAAGUUGUUAUCUUCAAAGCUUACCCUUUCGCCUUUGUCAUCUUUCAAACUUGAAAGAUCUUCGCUUGGAGGAUUUCCAAAAUCUUAGAAUACUUGUAGAACUUCCUCCUAAUUUGGUGGUGCUCUCUGCAAAAAAUUGUGUCUCAUUGGAAAAAAUAGUAAAUGUAUCAAACUUGAAGAAACUUGAAAUAUUGAAUCUUAAAAACUGUCAAAGUUUGGUUGAGCUUCCAAACAUGGAGAGUAUUUCAUCCUUAGAAGGGCUUGACAUAAGCAAUUGCAAUGCUUUGAGUAUUCCUGACAACUAUUUGCAUGAAGAAGAUUUUCCAAUUGCUCUUAGGAGUUUGUCCUCCUCGUUGAAUGAAAUAGAUUUAAUGGGAAGUUAUUAUCUUCAAAGUUUACUAUUAAGCCUUUGCCAUCAAUAUUCCAAUUUGGACGGUCUCUACUUGGACGAUCUGCAGAAUCUUAAAUCACUUCCACAACUUCCUCCUAAUUUGGAGAGACUCUCUGCAAAGAAUUGUGUCUCAUUAGAAAAGAUAGCAGAUCUAUCCAACUUGAAAAGACUUGAAUGGCUAAAUAUUCAGAACUGCAAAAGUUUGGUUGAGCUUUCAGGCUUGGAGAGUCUUGAAUCCUUAAAAUUUCUUAGGAUAGCAAAUUGCAUCAGUUUGAGGAUUCCUCCGAUUGAAAAGUGGUUCAAGGUACAUCCCAAAGAUGAUUGUGCCUAUAUUGAUGUGGAAGUAGAUGGCCGGGGUAGAAUAUCCUGCAGUUUUCAAUUGACGAAACCAUUCAUUGAAAUCCUGAUGAAUGUGAUUGAUCCCAGUGAAAUUGAUUAUGCUGAUGAUGGUCGUAAUAGAAUUUAUUUGAGUGUGAGAAGCAAAAGCAGUGGUGCUAAUUGGAUUCUAGUGGAACCCAAACAUAAGCAAAUGAAGCGGUGCUGGUUUGACUUUCUAAUGACAAUGAUGGGAGAAGAAUUGGAGGUGUAUGUAGAAGUCCAUGCUUGGCAGAAGAUAUUUUGUGUAUGUGAAAUACAUAGAAACAGCGAAGGGGAAGUGCGUUUCUUUCCAUCCACAGGGGGAUGCAUUCCUUCCUAUAAUAAGGAAGAUGGAGAGAAGAAGAGGAAAAGGAAAGUGGAGAUAGGUAGAGGCGGACAGAGGCGUUUCCUUCCAAUCACAAGGGGAUUGAUUCCUUGUGUUAUGACCCAGCUGGGACAAGAUGGACAAAGGAAGAGGAAAAGGAAGGUGCAGAUAGACAGAGGCGGCAGAUCUAUCCGCCAGAGGCGGUUAUAA